Messenger RNA from Sturnus vulgaris (Common starling), 1218 nucleotides. It is a transcript of the gene RMI2, whose product is annotated as RecQ mediated genome instability 2. Gene Ontology annotation, biological process: negative regulation of double-strand break repair via homologous recombination; DNA repair; regulation of sister chromatid segregation. Lineage: Eukaryota; Metazoa; Chordata; Aves; Passeriformes; Sturnidae. Gene Ontology annotation, cellular component: nuclear speck; cytosol. The record is from RefSeq and is a predicted model, not a curated record.
AUGGCGGCCGCUGCGCCGGGCCCGCCGGUGAAGGUGCUGGCGGCGCAGCUGCGGCGGGCGGAGCGGGGCGCGGGCGGGACCUGGGAGCUGCGGCGGGCGGCGGCGGGUCGGGCGCCGCUGUCCCUGCGGGCCGUGUGGAUGCAGGGCACCGUGCUGGAGGUGCGGCGCGGCGCCGAAGGCGGCUGGGCCCGGCUGCAGGACGGCAGCGGCGCCUUCACCGUGCUGGGCGUGGAGCAGGUGCCGCAGGGCCGGCCGUGCCUCAGCGCAGGGAAGUAUGUAAUGGUGAUGGGUGUGGUGCGGUCCUGCAGUCCUGAGCCCGUUCUUCGAGCAAUAAAGAUGACAGAUCUCUCUGAAAACCCCGUCCAUAAGAAUAUGUGGAACCUUGAAGUGGAGGAUUUGCACAGAGUCAUCCCCUAAUACCUUUUACUUCUGUCUAAAUGAGUUGUAAAUUUGUUUUGUUUUGCAGAAUAUUGGACUAUUCUAUGUGACCACUCCUGGAGUAAACCAAAGUGAGGGGUUGGGCCCAGUUAAGUGCAGGGACCAGUGCUUAUCUGAUAAUAAUCACAGUGUUAAUGUCUUCCAGUCUCUCUUUAUACCAACAUAUUUGAGAAGUGCCUAUUUGAUGUUUUGAGUACGAUGUCCAUGCUAUUAAAAAGGCUGUAUGUUUGUUUGUGUGUGUUAGCUGCUGUUUGGGGGGAGCACGUGUUGAGGCAGUUGUUGUGCAGCAGGGGCUGCACUGGACUCUUGUUAACGGGGUGAACUCAGGACCUGGCACAAAGGCAAAAUGUGUUUCAAUCCGUUUAGGCUGUGGUUGGAAAUAAUGGUUUUCACCUGCAUUUCUAUUUCAGUAAUCACCACGUCUGUAAACUACUUGUAAGACAGGUGUCAUUUGGUAGCACUAUCUUGUACUUAAAAUACCUCUCUAGUUUCUGAAAUACCCUAAAGGGGUAAUGACCCCUCUGUUCCAGUGAAAUUAAUGAAAAGACGUGAUGCAGGAUUCCUUGGAACAGGUUCUCCAGGUGCAAGAUGUAAAUACCUUUUACCUCUGGAAACAAGCAUUCUGUUCCCAAGUGCAUUUUUCUUUUUGAAGUUUUUUUUCUUCCAGUGUAUGCUAUUUUUAACUGUUUAAAUAAUUCUAAAUUAUGUUCUAUUCUUAUCUUUCAUUCUCCUCUGAAAAAAACAAACUAUGAAAUCACAUCAAGAAACCUCUAAGAAGUA